CGGGUUGAGGGGAGCCGCGGGGCGGCGGCGGGCGGCCAUGUCGGAGAGCGAGGGUGGUGCGGCAGAUGCAGUUUCCACAUCUGCUUACUCAUCACCAGCCAAAAGUUUGGGAGACCCUGGAAUCACUCCGCUGUCUCCGUCGCAUAUCGUGAAGGACUCUGAUGCAGAAGAUGCUGUAGAACAGUUAUUUCUCGUUGUUGUGGCUAUUGAUUUUGGCACAACAUCCAGUGGCUACGCCUACAGCUUCACCAAGGAGCCGGAAUGUAUUCAUGUAAUGAGACGAUGGGAAGGUGGAGAUCCAGGUGUAUCCAACCAGAAGACACCAACUACUAUCCUCUUAACACCAGAAAGAAAGUUUCAUAGCUUUGGGUACGCAGCGAGAGAUUUCUACCAUGACUUGGAUCCCAGUGAAUCGAAGCACUGGUUGUAUUUUGAGAAGUUUAAGAUGAAGCUACAUACCACUAGUAAUCUUACCAUGGAGACGGACCUGACAGCUGCAAAUGGCAAAAAAGUCAAAGCACUUGAGAUAUUUGCUUACGCCCUGCAAUUUUUUAAGGAACAGGCAUUAAAGGAGCUCAGUGACCAAGCAGGUUCAGACUUUGAAAAUACUGAAGUAAGAUGGGUUAUUACAGUGCCUGCUAUUUGGAAGCAGCCUGCGAAGCAGUUUAUGAGACAAGCUGCCUACAAGGCAGGAAUGGCAAGCCCCGAAAACCCCGAGCAGCUGAUCAUCGCCCUGGAACCCGAGGCAGCUUCUAUCUACUGCCGGAAGCUCCGCCUUCACCAGAUGAUAGAGCUGAGCAGCAGAGCACCUGUCAAUGGCUAUAGCCCCAGUGACACCAUCGGAACUGGAUUUACACAAGCUAAGGAACACGUCCGUCGCAAUCGACAGAGUCGCACCUUUUUGGUGGAAAAUGUUAUAGGAGAAAUCUGGUCCGAACUGGAAGAAGGUGACCGUUACAUCGUUGUUGACAGUGGAGGAGGCACAGUGGAUAUGACUGUCCAUCAGAUCAGGCUCCCUGAAGGACAUCUUAAGGAACUGUACAAAGCAACAGGUGGGCCAUAUGGUUCCCUAGGUGUGGACUAUGAAUUUGAAAAGCUCCUGUGUAAAAUAUUUGGAGAAGAUUUUAUUGAGCAAUUUAAAAUCAAGCGUCCUGCUGCCUGGGUAGAUCUGAUGAUAGCAUUUGAGUCCCGUAAACGGGCAGCAGCUCCAGACAGGACCAAUCCACUAAACAUCACUCUGCCUUUCUCCUUCAUCGAUUAUUAUAAGAAGUUUCGAGGUCACAGUGUAGAACAUGCCUUGAGGAAAAGCAAUGUGGACUUUGUGAAGUGGUCUUCCCAAGGAAUGCUGAGGAUGAGCCCAGAUGCAAUGAAUGCACUCUUCAAACCUACAAUUGACCAGAUUGUUCAACACCUGAGUGAUGUGUUCGAUAAGCCAGAAGUGACCAAUGUCAAGUUUCUGUUCCUGGUGGGUGGCUUCGCUGAAUCCCCUUUACUCCAGCAAGCUGUCCAGAGCGCUUUUGGUUCCAGAUGUCGAGUCAUCAUUCCUCAGGAUGUGGGGCUCACUAUCCUCAAAGGAGCUGUUCUCUUUGGUCUAGACCCUGCUGUCAUCAAAGUGCGGCGUUCGCCUCUCACCUAUGGUGUGGGUGUGCUGAAUCGGUUUGUGGAAGGGAAGCAUCCACCGGAGAAGCUGCUAAUCAAAGAUGGCACGCGUUGGUGCACUGAUGUCUUUGACAAAUUUAUCUCCGCCGACCAAUCUGUCGCCCUUGGAGAAACUGUGACACGCAGUUACACACCUGCCAAACCUUCUCAGUUAGUAAUAGUGAUCAAUAUCUAUAGCUCAGAACAAGAUAAUGUCAGCUUCAUCACUGAAUCUGGAGUGAAAAAGUGUGGCACCCUUCGCCUGGAUCUCACAGGAACUGAUGCUUCCGUGCCAAACAGACGGGAGAUCAAAACACUUAUGCAGUUUGGGGACACUGAGAUCAAAGCCAUGGCCAUUGAUGUUGCCACCUCUAAAAGUGUCAAAGUUGGUAUUGAUUUCUUAAACUACUAACAGAUCAUUUGCCCCACCAUGGCCUGUUUGUGAGACUCAUCGUCCAGUAUUCCAUUUUUUGACUUUCAUGUGUCACGUAAUCAUCUUGAAUUUCAGCAGGCUAUAUGAGAACAGCUAAUAAGGUGGGGUAUGUCAUGCUUGUGCCCUUGAAGGACCAAAGGCUGGAUUUUAAAAGACCCUUAAAAAGUUUGAGGAGGAAAAGUUCCAGAAGUAGUAGAAGUUAUUUAGUUGUUCAAGCAUGUGUAAAGAUCUGCCUUUACUAAGUAUUAUUAUUGCAUCCUGAAGAUUGGUUAAGAAAUAUAACAUCAUUAUCUCUUUGCCUUGCUCUUGUUCUUCUUCCCUCUUCCUCCCAAGACACAUUUGCUAGUCCAGGUGGUUGAUGUAGGGGGGUAUCUGUAUGGCUUGUCUUUCUGAAACAGCACCAUCCUCUGAGCGUGGAAACAAGUUACAGCUUUCUUUUUGUUUUUGGCCUGUACUUUCAAAAAUGUAAGUGCUGAAAAUCAGGAACGAGAAGAAGUAGGAAGUGUCUUCACUUCUGAGAUCACACUGAAAAGAAAAUCCUUAGAAAUCCUUAAAAGUAGAUUUAGGAAACAUACAUAUUUUAGUAGCCUAAUGUCGGUUGCCCAAGCUUGAGAAGAAGGCCUUUCUUGUCAAGCUCUUUGAACUAGCUAUUGGAUUAAAGAGCUAACAUUGCCCUCGUACUUCAGAAAUUUAAUAAGAGCAAAGUUAUUUCCCUUUUUAGGUCUUAAAAACUUACAUUUAUUAGUUUUCUUUCAGAAUCACUGAACAGAUGAAGUUGGAAGGGAUUUCUGAAAAUUAUCUGGUCCAACCCCUAAGCCCUAAUAAGCUCUAAGCUAGAACAGGAUGCUCUGUCCUUUCAGACUGUGAAUGUCUUCAAAGGUGGAGAUGCCUAAACUUCUUGGGGCAAUCUAUUCCAGCCUUUGACAGUGCUCACUGUAAAAAGCAAAAAACAAAAAAACAAACACAAACAAACAAGAAAGAGCAACAAAGAACCACAUGUUUUUAAAAGCAUUUUCUUGUAUUUUAAUUUGUGCCCAUUGCCUCUUGUCCUUUUGCUGAAAACUGCUGAGAAGUCUUGCUCCAUUUUCUUUACUGUCUUCUGUGAGACUUUUAUAUGCAUUCCUGAUUGCUCCACAAGCAUGCUCUUCUGGAGUCUGAAGUCCUAGAUCUCUCAGCCUCUCUCCUCUUACAACUGAUGCUCUGAUCCCUUCAUCUGAUGCCUUGACAAAUGCAACCCACAAGUCCUUGUUGCUUGUACUGAGAAGCACAGAACUGGAUGCCAAAUGUGGUCUCACCAGGUCUUAAUAGAGAAGAAUAUUCACCUUCCUUAUCCUGCUGGCAGUCCUUGUGCAGUCCAGCUGUUGGCAUUCUUUCUCUCAAGGGUACGUUACUGGCUCAUGAAGACUCUGUGUCCACCAAGACCCUGAGGUCUUUUUCUGCGUAGAUGCUUCCCAGCCAGUUGACCCCCAGCAUAUACUGGUGUAUGGAGUUACUCCUUCAAAGCUUUAAGACUUUGCACUUCUCUCAUAGUCAUAUUUUUUUUCUUGUUAAUUCCUGUAUUUGGAAGUACAGUUACAUGAUGGCUGUCCAGGAGGAUAAACUGAUAACUUCAGUUUUAAAUCCACUCCUAGCUAGCAGACUGAUGCUAACCUGAAUAACCAUUAAAUGCUGAUGCUUUCAGAGCAUUUAUAUAGAGCUGUCUGAUUACCUGCUGGAAUUCAUUAUAUUUUUGGAACUUGCAAUUUUAAUUCUUAAACUAAACCUUCCUUUCUAAUAAGUUGAGCAUGAGUUCUGUCAGUUACUGACACUUUUGGGAAAUGAAAGCUUUAUCAAUGUUUUCACUGAUUUACAUUCCAAUCCUGCACUUAAGCUUUCUGUGUUUAUCCUGGAGAUCUGCCACUGUCAAGAGCUGCAGAACUGGUCUGCUGCAUUUGCCAUUGAGUUUUCUGUGUCUGUUGCAGAAUUCCCUAGUAGAAUAUGAAAUCUGUUCUGCAUUCAGCUUUAAAAAAAAAAAAAUAAAGAAAGAAAAGAAAAAAAAAAAAAGAAAAAAAAAAAAGAGAAGAAGAAAAAGAAAAUAAAAGGACUAUGGAGAAUGGAGUCACAGUAUCCGGCUGGAUACUUUCCUAUAAUUACAAAGUGUGCUUUCUAGCGUUCAAUUUCCUGCUGCCUGCUAAAUGCUUUAAAAGCUAAAUACUGGGAUUUUUUGUGUAUUGCUUUCCAUGGUUUACAAACAGGAGAAACUUUAAGAUGAGUUAUGAACAAUAUAAUUUUAUGUAUAUACAAUAUUUAAAUAUUGUACAGACUCUUUCUUUCUACAGUGCUAUUUUCUUGUAUAAAAAUGCUCUUUGCCUCUGUUGAUUUCAUUCAGCUGUUAAUUUUAAAUAACAUAGUUUCUCAAUCAGCUUCCAUAAUUAUAGGCUUUUAAAGAUGGUAAGAUAUGAAAUGUAAAAGGCUGAUCUUAUAAUAAUAGGAAAGAAAUGUUGAUGUGUCAGAAAAUACAACAUUCUUCCUGCAAUGCAAGUCACACCAGUUAAGCAUAUUACACAGAUGCACUUGUAUUUUGCUGGGAUUUCAUUUCUUUGUUUCAGAUGGUGACCAUUCCAGCAGUUCAUCAUAAUAAUGGAUGAAUCCUCCUGUAAAACAAAGUUCUAUUUAGCUUGUAUGAUCUGAAUAUACAGCUUCUUCUCUAGGUUUUGGAGUUUUACUAAGGAUCUUUUCCAGUUACAAAAAAAAUUAUA
Molecule: messenger RNA, 4809 nt
Organism: Centrocercus urophasianus (Greater sage-grouse)
Lineage: Eukaryota; Metazoa; Chordata; Aves; Galliformes; Phasianidae
Gene: HSPA12A
Product: heat shock protein family A (Hsp70) member 12A
Exons: 12
Coding region: 38-2050 (670 amino acids)
Source: RefSeq, a predicted model, not a curated record